CAGAGACAACUGCGGGGGCGGAAAUUCCAGUCGACUCUAUGUCAGCAUCAACCCAACGAUCAACACCCAGCUGACCGAGCUGAGAACCACUGCAGACUUCUUACCUCUGCUCGGUCGGUGUGUUAUUGUUUGCAAUAAGGUUGUCGAUAAUCUGCUGUGUUUUUCUCUGUAACUCCUACGACCUGGAACGCACGUCCAACUCACUUGGGGAGUCACCUCGAUUACUGAAACAGACCGAGCCCGUCUCGUAUCCAGUUCUCAGGCCAGCCACCGACGAAGGCUCAAACCUCAAUUUCCCCGUUCCUGUCUUGCAACUCGACUUCUUCUCGACUUCAACACUCCCACGAUCUCCUCGCCACAGUAUAGAGAGUCACAAUAUUCAACAUGGGAGAAUCACAAGCUCAAGACUUGAACGGUGUUUCAGAUGGUUCCUUUCGAAGGCCAGAGAGUGCCUUUCGUAACACCAUCUCUUCUGAAGCAGGAGCCCAAUAUCCUCCAGAAAAGGACCGCUAUGCUCUCUACGUCAACUAUGGAUGCCCUUGGGCACACCGUACCAUCCUCGUCCGUGCCCUGAAGUCUCUCGAACCCGUCGUCGAACUCAUCUGCACCGAUAUUGACAUGGGCGACAAUGGCUGGUUGUUUACAGGCAGAAAUGGAUCCUCUCGAGCCGACCCUCUAUAUGGCUUCACGAACAUGCAACAACUGUACCUAAAAGCCGACCCCAACUUUGUGGGCCGUUACACGGUCCCAGUGUUAUGGGAUAAGAAGACACAUACCAUUGUGAACAACGAGUCCAGCGAGAUCAUCCGGAUCCUGUACAGCGCAUUCGACGACUUCCUCGAGCCAGACCAGCGUGAAAUCAACAAACCCGGCGGAGGGUUCUAUCCACCACACCUGCGGACGCAGAUUGACGCCAUGAACACGUGGGUAUACGACACCAUCAACAAUGGGGUAUACAAGUGCGGAUUUGCCAAGACGCAAGAAGCAUACGAAGAAAACCUCUACCCACUGUUCAAAUCGCUCGACCGAAUCGAAAGCCACCUAUCCAACCCUGCGCAUCAGCCAUACCUAUUUGGCGGGCAAAUCACCGAAGCCGACAUUCGGCUGUACACGACAAUAGCGCGAUUCGACGUAGCAUACCACAACAUCUUCAACUGCAACCUCAAAACCAUCCGCCACGACUACCCACACAUCUCCAAAUGGUUGCGAAAUCUGUACUGGGAUGACAGCGACCGCACCAACCAGGGUGUGUUCAAGAAAACAACCUUUUUCGAACUCUACAAAUGGGGCUACUUGAAGGCGAGACUACGGGCCCUUAUCGGGAACACUGCGGCGGCAUCUUUCCCACUGAUCAUCCCUCGUGGCCCACAGCCGGAUAUGCUUCCUUUGACAGAUGAGGAAGAGGCGGAAUUGAUCCAAAGUACCACGCGCAAGCUCAAUGGUUUGACGCUGGACUCGUCAGCAGCAGCAGCAACUGCCACCUCGCCUCACGCCAACCCUUUUUCGGCCGCCCCAGGAGGUGGCAUGGGUGCUCUGUUUGGUGCGGACAUUGAUUCGCCUACCGCAGAGGAAACCGGCUCCGUUACUACUGGGAUUGGCUCGACUGUUGCUAGUCCCUCGGCCAAGAGUAAGGUCGACGACGACGAUGGAGAGACUGGGUUUGACGAUAAUGGUGAAUUCCACCCUCGACGUCUCAUUAAGCGGAGAACUACCUACAAUGAAGAAAACGCAAAAUGGUACAAGGCUGCCAAACGUGCGGAGAAGAAGUCGGGUGCUCCCAACAUCCAUCUCGCAUUGUGAUGUGAUCUUGUGAUGAUUCUCUGAGACAACCUCGAGUGAAUGAUUGUAAAGUGGCUCAUUGGAGGGUCGACUCGGUCUGUUGUUCCUUCCUGGUCAAUGAGAAAAAGCGACAAGAAAAAGCUGUGUCCUCUUUGCUUGAUGACCCUUUCUGAUCUACUCUGCAGACGCUUGCCAGGCAAAGGGCAAAUAGCAAGAGAGCAAGGAACAGGAAAUCUUUGGUUACUCCCUCCCUCCCUCCCUCUCUCUCUCUCUCUCUC
Molecule: messenger RNA, 2057 nt
Organism: Exophiala mesophila
Lineage: Eukaryota; Fungi; Ascomycota; Eurotiomycetes; Chaetothyriales; Herpotrichiellaceae
Exons: 3
Coding region: 385-1800 (471 amino acids)
Cellular component (GO): cytoplasm
Molecular function (GO): glutathione transferase activity
Source: RefSeq, a predicted model, not a curated record